This is a messenger RNA of Clupea harengus (Atlantic herring), 1719 nucleotides long. It is a transcript of the gene tmem42b, whose product is annotated as transmembrane protein 42b. The record is from RefSeq and is a predicted model, not a curated record. Lineage: Eukaryota; Metazoa; Chordata; Actinopteri; Clupeiformes; Clupeidae.
CAGCAACAUUCCUGCCCACCGACGUCGGUGACAGAGCCGCUGACCAAGUGUUUUGAUUGGUGUGGCUCCUACUGGACGGCUGUUGGUAGGAAGUGCGGAUUCCCUCCACACGCAGCCUGAUACAGCACUAGAGAUGUAAAGGAUUCGAAAAAAUAUGUGCUUCGGCGGUCAGCAUGUUUCCUGGCGUUUUCUAUGCACUGCUGGCGGGUUUCCUGGGAGCCGUAGCGUCCUCGUCUGCGAAACUGUCCCUCGGAACCGAUUACCUUAAAGGUGUUUGUGAGACAGGACUGAGGACAUGGGGCGAACAGCGUAAAUUUCGACAGGAGAACGAAACUACCGCCUGUGACUGGCUGCACAUUCCUCUAAGGCUGCUUUGUGGGGGGCUGCUGUUUACCUGUAAUGCUGUGAUGUGGACGUUUCUGGCCAAAGCGCUCAGAUACUCCUCUUCCUCCACUCAAACCACUGUGACCACCACCGCCUCCAACUUCAUCUCCUCCGCAUUCCUGGGGCAGCUCAUCUUUGGCGAGACCCACAUUGCGCUGUGGUGGGUGGGGAUCUCCCUCACUCUCUCGGGUCUCCUGGUGCUUCACCGAGCUGCUCCCCGUGACCCAGAGCUAACGGACCCCAACAAGGACGAUUAAAAAAACGAUGGGUAGUCUCCGUCAGCACCGGUGAUUGAGCACAGCCCCAUUCAACAGCUGACUUUGGAGCGGAUCUGGCCCAGAUCCGGGCAAGAUCCGAGCCAGACGCAGCUGCAGUUUGGGGCAGUAUGUCAAACACAUCUCUCUAUCUCUCACACAUACACACACACAUCCAUGGGUCCACUGAUGGUAAUAAUUUGCUGGGAAUAGAAAAUGGUCGCCAGCCUCCGUCGAUCCACACCAGUGACUGAGGACUCCCACAUACGGCAACAGUCUCUGGACCUGGUGCGGCCCAUAUCAGGGCCAAACCCAGGCUAGAUUCAUCUUCUGUGUGACUCAGGAUAUCUGGCCACACCAUAUCCAUAGGAAAUCUAGCUACACCAUAUCCAUAAGAAAUCUAGCUACACCAUAUCCAUAGGAAAUCUAGCUACACCAUUUCAAUAAGAAAUCUAGCUACACCAUAUCCAUAGGAAAUCUAUCUACACCGUAUCCAUAGGUCAGUGGUGUUAAUAAUUUGGUUGGACAUAAGGUUCAGGAAACUUCACUUAUCAUACAAGCUGAAAUGUUACUGUGAAAAUAUUUUACUUCUGUUAGACUUUUUUAUAUCCAAGUUAUCCAGCUCCCAUGCCACUGUUAUGCAUGACACUGUUCACCAUUGAAGUGCCCUACAGAAGAGUGUGAAAUGUGUUUUGCGAUUAGGCAGAUGUGUUCUGCAUAGAUUUUUAAACUGUCACAGCAUCUGUGUAUGGCAUGAGCAGACAGUUUAUAUAUCUGCAUAUCUGCUGCAGUGUUGACAAGUAAUCACUGUCUCUGCAUGGCAUAGUGCACACACAGAUACUCCACACAUAGAUACUACAUAGAGUAGAUACUCCACACACAGAUACUCCACACAUAGAUACUACAUAGAGUAGAUACUCCACACACACUCCACACAUAGAUACUACAUAGAGUAGAUACUCCACACACACUCCACACAUAGAUACUACAUAGAGUAGAUACUCCACACAUACGUAGAUACUACAUAGAGUAGAUACUCCACACACACUCCACACAUAGAUACUACAUAGAGUAGAUACUC